UGCUUGAAUCAGGAGCUAAACAUACUGUAUCACGAGUUGGUCACCAAAAAAGAAAGGAGGAAAUCCCUUUUCCUGUGUUCUUGUGCAGCAAAAUGAGAAGUUUAAAGUCACGCAAGGCUGAAAAAAAAGACUGGGGUUUCUGCAUCCGACAGGUGGUAACAGAGAGAGAGUGUGAAGGAGUGUCGAGCCCUCUGCUCGUAAUAACCUUUGAGCCUGGUAAAAUUGUGAUGUAACUCAGUGUAAGGACCUUAAAGCACGUUGCUGCCGGAGUAUUAAGGGAUUCAUGUUUAGCCUGACAACUACACUGAUCAGUGCACAACUGGUAAAAGAUCUUGAAUAAUAACCACCAGAAACUACUAUAGUAAAAAUGAAGGACUUCCCUUCAGAAAAACAGAAAGUUGAAGGAGUUUCUUUUAAACAAAGAAGAGAUAGUUCAUCUGCCAUGAGUGCCUUUCCAGAAGGUCCCCCGGUUCUAGAUUACAGGGAACCAGAACCUCCACCUAAGAAGCACAAGUACCAACAAAGCUUGAAAACUCUCAUCCCAUUUCGUUUUGCGUCAAAUUCACACCCGGUUGAUGAUGCUGGAUUCUUCUCCUUCACAUCGUUUUCAUGGAUGACACCCAUGAUGUGGAGGCUCUUCCGAAAUCGAUUAGAUGAAGACUCUCUUUUCCUCUCCCCUCAUGAUGGAGCUCACAUCAAUGGAGAGAGAUUCCAGAGACUGUGGGAUGAAGAAGUUGCCCGUGUGGGUCUUGAGAAGGCGUCUCUUUCUGCCGUGAUCAUGCGUUUUCAGAAGACAAGAUUUAUAGUGUCAUUCUUGGCCUCUGUCAUGUUUGCUUUUGCUGUAUUUGUUGGUCCGUCAAUUCUAGUAUAUGAAAUCCUGAACUAUGUCGAGCAGUCUGAACCGUCUACAGUGGUGCAUGGUGUCGGUGUGUGUGUGGCUCUUUUCCUCACGGAGUUCAGCAAGGCAUUUUUUGCAUCCGUCCUGUGGGCUGUGAACUUGAGGACAGCUGUGAGAGUGAAGGGAGCAUUCUCCAUGCUUGCUUUCAAGAAAAUCAUCUCUCUUAGGAGUCUUACUACUAUCACUGUAGGAGAGACGAUAAACGUCUUGACGAGUGAUGGCUAUCGGUUGUUUGAUGCGGUCAUAUUUGGGACAUUUCUGCUGUGUGUUCCAGUACUGCUGAUCAUCUGUAUCAUAUAUGCCUGCUUUAUUCUUGGAUACACAGCACUUAUUGGAAUUCUAGUGUAUUUGAUCUUCCUUCCAAUACAGUUCUCUAUCGCCAGGCUGAUCGGUGUGUUCAGAAGGCGGGCUGUAUCUGUGACAGAUAAACGAGUUCGCACCAUGAAUGAGGUUCUGACUUGCAUCAAGCUCAUUAAGAUGUAUGCAUGGGAGGAGUCUUUUGAGAAGUCAAUCACAGACAUCAGGAAAAACGAGAAGCUGCUAUUACAAAAGGCUGGUUAUGUUCAGAGUUUAAACUCUUCUUUAACGACGAUAGUUCCCACGCUAGCGACCAUCGUCACCUUCAUCGUCCACACAUCACUGAAACUGCCACUUCUACCUUCUACUGCCUACACUAUCAUCGCUGUAUUUAACUGCAUGAGGAUGUCAAUGGGCUUGUUGCCAUUCUCUGUUAAAGCUGUGGCUGAGGCUAAAGUGGCUCUAACUAGACUCAAGAGGAUCAUGCUGGUUCAGAACCCCAAAGGUUAUCUUACUCAGGAUAAAAAUAUGGAUUUGGCACUGGUCAUGGAAAAGGCCACAUUCUCCUGGAGUCCAACAGAUGACAAAAACACCAGCCAGAUGCCUGAAAACCCCUCUCAAAAUGGCAAACACAAGGCAGAGUCUCAACCGUCACUCAGAAACAUCAGCUUGACUCUUUCAAAGGGAAGUUUGCUUGGGGUGUGUGGAAAUGUCGGAAGUGGAAAAACCUCUCUGAUAUCAAGUAUUCUCGAGCAGAUGCAUCUUCUGAGUGGAUCUGUAUCAGCAAAUGGAACAUUAGCAUACGUUUCCCAACAAGCCUGGAUAUUCCAUGGGACUGUACGAGACAAUAUCCUUAUGGGAGAACCAUUUGAUGAAGCCAGAUAUGCCAGUGUUAUUAACGCUUGCUGUCUAAAGCCUGAUCUGGCUAUACUUCCAUAUGGAGACCAGACAGAGAUUGGAGAGCGAGGUAUUAAUCUUUCAGGUGGUCAGAAGCAAAGGGUCAGUUUGGCCAGGGCAGUGUAUUCUAACAGAGACAUCUUCCUUUUGGAUGAUCCUCUGUCUGCUGUCGAUGCACAUGUUGGGAAGCAUAUAUUUGAAGAAUGCAUCAAGAAAGAAUUGAAAGGCAAAUCAGUGAUCCUGGUCACUCAUCAGCUGCAGUAUUUGGAGUUUUGUGAUGAAGUCAUGCUGUUGGAUAAUGGGGAGAUAAAGGAGGCUGGAACUCACAGUGAUUUGAUGAAAACUAAAGGCCGCUACUCUCAGCUUAUUACCAAUGUGCAUCUGGAACAGAAUAACGAAAGAGCUGAUUCCAAACCACAAACUGAACACAAUGAUUCUGAACAGACCAAUCCAGAUGAGCCCAAAGCCAAUGGAAUUGAAAACCCAGCGUUUGAUAUGUCUGAUGAGAAACCUGCAACAAACGAAACACCCAAAGACUCUUCAGAAACAAAAGGGAAAAAGGAUCAAUUAGUGACACGAGAAGUGGCCCAAGAAGGUUCAGUUACGUGGAGGACUUACCAUCAAUACUGCCAAGCAGCUGGAGGCUAUAUACUGUUGUUUCUUGUUGUCCUUCUCUUCACGCUUCUUGUGGGAUCGACUGCUUUCAGCAACUGGUGGCUCAGCUACUGGUUGGACCAGGGAUCAGGGAACAAUUCCAGCUCUAAUGCAACAUCAAACAGCGGUAAUAUCUCUGAGAAUCCGGACCUGUCGUUCUACCAAAUGGUUUAUGGUGUUAUUAUCAUUGCCAUGAUCGUGCUGAGUAUUCUCAAGGGCUACACCUUCACUAAAGUCACUCUGCGUUCCUCUUCCAAACUCCAUGACACCAUGUUCAAACGGAUCCUUGGCAGCCCAAUGAGUUUUUUUGACACAACUCCAACUGGCCGCCUGGUGAACCGCUUCAGCAAAGACCAAGAUGAAGUGGAUGCAGUUUUGCCGUUCAACAUGGAGAACUUUCUGCAGUUCUGUCUGAUUGUUACGUUCACUCUUCUCACCAUCUGCAUAGUCUUCCCAUUCCUUCUGAUCGCCGUGGUCAUUCUCGGACUCAUCUUCGCCACAAUCCUAUAUGUUUUCCAAAGAAGCAUCCGUCAUAUGAAGAGAAUGGAGAAUGUGAGUCGUUCCCCUUGGAUUUCUCUCACCACCUCUACCAUACAGGGGCUCAGCACCAUCCAUGCCUACGACAAAAGGCAACAGUACAUUGAACGGUUUAAGAUGCUGAGUGACAAUAACUCCAACCAUUUCAUGCUGUUUAAUGCUGGAACCCGUUGGCUGUCAUUCUGGUUGGAUGUCCUGUCUGCUACUGUUACUCUAAUAGUGUCACUAUUUGUUGUGCUCAGCCCCAAUGAGACCAUAAACCCUUCUCUGAAAGGUCUGGCCUUGUCUUACACCAUACAGUUGACUGGAAUCCUUCAAUUUGUGGUGCGAUUGUCCACCGAGGUGGAGGCGAAGUUCACCAGCGUAGAGAGACUGCUGGAGUAUAUUACGAGUUGUGUUUCAGAGGGUCCACGAAGAGUCAAGGAUGCCAACAUCCCUGCCGGUUGGCCACAAGAGGGCACCAUUACCUUUAAAAACUACAGUAUGAGAUAUAGAGACAACACUCCAAUAGUCCUUGAUAAUCUCAACAUAACUAUUAGGCCAGGGGAAAAACUCGGCAUUGUGGGACGCACUGGCUCUGGGAAAUCUUCUCUGGGUGUAGCAUUGUUUCGUUUGGCAGAGCCGGCUGAGGGCACUAUUUUAAUAGAUGAUAUGGACAUCUGCAAACUGGGGCUCAAAGACCUUCGCAGUCAACUCUCGGUCAUACCACAGGAUCCUGUACUCUUCAUCGGCACCGUCAGGUAUAACCUGGACCCUUUUAACAACUACAAAGAUGAAGAGCUUUGGCUGGCUUUAGAAAAGACCUACAUGAAGGAUACGAUUUCUAAGCUGCCAGAGAAGCUGCAGUCUCCUGUAGUGGAGAAUGGAGAGAAUUUCUCUGUGGGCGAGCGGCAGCUCAUGUGUAUGGCCAGAGCACUGCUGCGCAACUCCAAAAUCAUUCUGUUGGAUGAAGCGACAGCUUCGAUAGACUCGGAGACUGACAGCUUGAUCCAGCACACCAUUAGAGAUGGUUUCCAGCACUGCACUAUGCUCACAAUCGCCCACAGAAUCAACACAGUACUGGAGAGUGACCGGAUACUCGUCAUGGACCAGGGCAAGGUGAUUGAGUUUGAUCCACCGCAGGACCUGAUUCAGAGACCCAACUCUUUAUUUGCAUCACUUCUAGCAGCAGCGAAUCAAGUCAACACGUGAAGCUCUCACAAACAUUCACAUUCUCUUCUAGACAUGCAUUCAAAUCUCAUACAUUUAUUCAGGAAGUCAACCUGAAGGAGUUUACCACAUCUUUUAUACAGAACAUUUGUGACUUCAUACCUCAAUCUUAACAUAUAUGCUAUCAAUAACAUGCCAGAGCACACUUCACACGUUUGAACUGUACAUUAACAGGUAAAAGCACAUGGAUUUGCACUUUUUUAUAUAAAGUAAGCUGCACAGUAAAUUUUUCUCCAGAGAUUCACCAGUCUUUUGUGUGUAGACACAGCAUUUACAGACGAUGUGUAAAAUAUUUUCAUAGGUUCAUCAGAUGUAUAUAUAAAAAUAUUUAUUUGAUUUUUAUAAGUAUAAAACAUGUAUUAGGGAAACUGUUCACAAAUAAAACCUAAUUUCUGUCUUGUA
Molecule: messenger RNA, 4894 nt
Organism: Danio rerio (zebrafish)
Lineage: Eukaryota; Metazoa; Chordata; Actinopteri; Cypriniformes; Danionidae
Source: RefSeq, a predicted model, not a curated record